AUGUCAUCCACUACGAGUGAUGUGAACGACUGGACUCGUUCUGAUAUCUAUCACAACAGUUUUCUCAUUCCACCGGAUGCUACUCUCGAUUCUGCUUUGAAGUUGAGCGAACAAAACGGACUUCCUCCUAUUCAAGCUCAUCGUAUAUUGGAAGUAGGAACACUCGGAGGAUAUUCCACAAUUUGGUUUGCAAAGGCACUUCCACCUGAUGGUGAAAUCAUCACUUGUGAAAUCUCUGAACACUAUGCAAAGGUUGCUCAACAAAAUAUCGACCACGCUGGUUUAACUAGUAGAGUAAAGAUCGUUCUUGGUCCUGCGAUAGACACACUUUCUCGUCUCCAUUCCGAUGAAACCUUUGAUUUAGCUUUCAUCGAUGCUGACAAACAAUCAAACGUCGACUAUUUCAUUCAAGCAAAGCGAUUAGUCAGAAAUCAAGGCGUGAUUAUCGUUGACAAUGUCGUCCGUAGUGGACGUGUAGCUGAUCCAAUACAAAGUGAUCCUAGUGUUGACGGUGUUCGUCGCCUCUUACAAUAUAUUCAUAAUGAUUCUACAGUUGAAGCAACUACCAUGGGAACUGUCGGAGAAAAGGGCUACGAUGGAUUUUUAUUUGCUAUUAAUAAACCGCGAUGA
This is a messenger RNA of Adineta ricciae, 630 nucleotides long. The record is from the annotation of a GenBank genome assembly. Lineage: Eukaryota; Metazoa; Rotifera; Eurotatoria; Adinetida; Adinetidae.